AUGUCUUUCCUUGACUCUACCAUGCGCGUCCCUACGCAGGCAUCGAGGUGUUGGCGGACAGCACGAUACUUUAUACGCAACCAGCGAAAGCAAAAUCUCCUGCUGGCACGGUCCUUCUCAUCGACCCUCGGCCGCAAUGAAAUCAACAAGGUGGUGCCGUCGGCGGCGGAGGCCAUCAAGGACAUGAAAUCCGACAGCAUCGUGCUCUGUGGAGGGUUUGGUCUUUGCGGUGUCCCCGACACGUUGAUCAACGAGGUGGCCAAGACGCCGUCGAUCACUGGGCUGACGGCGGUGUCGAACAAUGCCGGGAUCCCCGGGGCCGGGCUCGGGCAGUUGCUGGAGAGCCGACAGGUCAAGAAGAUGAUUGCCAGCUACGUGGGCGAAAACAAGGUGCUGGAGCGCAUGUAUCUGACGGGCGAAUGUGAGCUCGAACUCACGCCGCAGGGCACGCUGGCAGAGCGGUGUGCGGCGGGCGGCAAGGGAAUUCCGGCCUUCUACACGCCGGCGGCGUUCGGCACUGUGGUGCAGACGGGCGAGAUCCCGCUGCGGCACAACGCCGACGGCACCGUGGCGGCGUUCGGCAAGCCGCGUGACGUCAAGGUGUUCAACGGCAAGAGCUACGUGAUGGAGGAGGCCAUCCCGGGCGACUACGCCUUCGUCAAGGCCUACCGGGCCGACAAGCUGGGCAACUGCCAGUUCCGGCUGGCGGCGCACAACUUCAACGGCGCCAUGGGCCGCAACGCCAAGGUCACCAUCGUCGAGGCCGAGCACAUUGUCGAGGUAGGCGAAAUCGACCCCGUCGCCGUGCACCUGCCGGGCAUCUACGUCAAAAAAGUCAUCCAGUCGACCACAGAAAAGAAGAUUGAAAAGUACGUCCAUCGUAAAGAAGAAGGCGCCGACGCCGUCAAGGACAGCCUGGGCAAGGGCGACACCGCGUCCAAGCGCGAGCGCAUCGUCAAGCGCGCCGCAAAGGAGUUCCAGAACGGCAUGUACGCCAACCUGGGCAUCGGCAUGCCCAUGCUGGCCCCGUCCUUCGUCGACCCCUCGGUCGAGGUCCAGCUGCAGUCGGAGAACGGCAUUUUGGGCUUGGGCCCCUACCCCAGGAAAGGCGAGGAGGACCCGGAUCUGAUCAACGCCGGCAAGGAGACCGUCACCCUGCUGCCAGGCGCCUCGUGCUUCGGCUCCGAAGAGUCCUUCGGCAUGAUCCGCUCCGGCCGCAUCAACAUGUCCAUGUUGGGCGCCAUGCAGGUCUCCGCCCGCGGCGACCUCGCCAACUGGAUGUUGCCCGGUAAGGUCAAGGGCUUCGGCGGCGCCAUGGAUCUCGUCUCCAACCCGGAGAAGACAAAGGUCGUCGUCCUCAUGGAACACACCGACAAGAGGGGCAACCCGAAGAUCCUGAAACAGUGCGAAUUCCCUCUCACCGGUAGAGCCUGUGUCAGUCGCAUCAUCACCGAGUUGGCCGUCUUCGACAUCGACUUCACCAAGGGCCUGACUCUCAUCGAGAUCGCCGAAGGCGUGACCGUCGACGAGAUCAAGUCCAAGACCGAAGCGCCGUUCGAGGUCGCCGCCGAUCUCAAGACUUUCUAG
Messenger RNA from Capronia coronata CBS 617.96, 1587 nucleotides. Its product is annotated as succinyl-CoA:alpha-ketoacid-CoA transferase. Bases 1 to 1587 code for a protein of 528 amino acids. Lineage: Eukaryota; Fungi; Ascomycota; Eurotiomycetes; Chaetothyriales; Herpotrichiellaceae. The transcript has 3 exons. The record is from RefSeq and is a predicted model, not a curated record. Gene Ontology annotation, molecular function: succinyl-CoA:3-oxo-acid CoA-transferase activity. Gene Ontology annotation, biological process: ketone body catabolic process.